Messenger RNA from Naegleria gruberi, 2115 nucleotides. RefSeq lists its product as uncharacterized. Lineage: Eukaryota; Heterolobosea; Eutetramitea; Acrasida; Naegleriidae. Bases 1 to 2115 code for a protein of 704 amino acids. The transcript has a single exon. The record is from RefSeq and is a predicted model, not a curated record.
AUGAGCAAGAGAACUGAAACUCCAAGAUCAUCAAGCCGUUAUGAAUUGGACAAUAUAAAAGGCUAUGGUUCUCCUUCAUCCAUUGAAAAACCUCAACAGCAACAACAACCUCAGCCUCUCUCUUCUCUUUCAAUGAGUUUUAGUGCAUUAAGUGAAAGUGAAAAGGAGGUAAUUUUAAAUUUAUUAAGUUCCGUUCCUGAUGAUCAUUUAUCAUUCUCAAAAGAUGGGGAACGAAAAGUUAGAGUUGUUUACAAAGCAGACCAACCACAAACUCCUUCUUCUUCAUCAAUGAAUACUUCAAGAAUAUCAAACAUAUCUAAUAGUAAUAUUGCUAAUAUUGAAAAGAAGCCAGUAAGAACCUUAGAUUGGGCAUUACGUUUACUUGAUGAUAUUUAUAACAGUAGAUAUCAAUGUUUUUUAGCAGAAAUUGUAUCACCAGAUGGUUCUCUGGAAACAUUUUCAUCAUUUGUGUUUAAUCAUUUAAGCAAAAGAUUAGGAUUGGAAAGUUUAGUUAAACAAACAACAUCAGAACUUUUAGAAUGUGUAAAAUAUUAUAGGGAUGUUAGCAAACAAUUAGAAUUAUUUGGACUUUUUUUAACACCUUAUUAUUCUGCAGUGGAUUUAAUGUUCUUUUUAUAUUGUAGAUCUCAAGUUAUUAAUGAAUGUGUUGAAGGUAAUAAGAUACCAUAUGUUAAUAGAAAGAAGAAGGUUAAACUAGGUGUUGUUCCUCACUAUGUUCCAAUUUCAAGAAUUCCUUUCUUGACUAAGAAAUCUUUAAAAGAUCAACCAAGACAAUUAAUUGAAAAUUGUAAAAGAGAAUUAUUAAAAUUAAUAUCAAAAAAGACGAAAGAAUGUGAAGAAAAUAAGAAGAAGAAUAAGAAACCUAAUGAUUUUGUUAAAAAGACAUAUCUAUUUGCAGAAGAACCUAAAGUAGAAUUAUAUGAAUAUUUAAUUUUAAUACUUGUUAAUUAUAAGGCGUUUAGAGAAUCAAAGAAUUCAAAUGACCAAUACUAUUUUUAUACAAUACUAGCAGAAGAUGUACCUUCAUAUAAUAGAGUUAGAAAUAAGGAUCUUCAUCCAUAUAUAGUUUUAAGAGAAACAAGUAAUUUUAGAGUUUCAGCAGAUAAAAAACUCAGAGAUGAAGUUAAUGCACCACCUGGUAUUACAAGAAGAACAGAUCCAACUUAUUUUGAUUUAGUUACUGAAUCAGAAAUGUUAGAUUCAAAGAAACAAAGAAGAAAUGAAAGACAGAUUAGGCAUUUACUUGAUGAUAAUUAUAAUGAUGAAAAUGGUUUAAUGUCAAGUUUUCUCAAUACCUCCUCAUCGUUAUUAUCAGUUGGAGAUAAUUCAUUCAUGAAUAGGAGUGAUUUUUCAACUGAUUCAACAAAAAAACCAAAUAAGAAUACCAAUACAAAUGGAAGCUUAGCUCAAGAAUUAACAGAUUUAUCACUUGAAGAUUUGUUAGAAAAUUUAACACAUAGCAAACAAUUUGAAAAUCAAUUGAAAAAAGAUAACAAUGAAAAAAAUCAAGAAGAAUCAAUAGAACAAAGAUUACAAGAAAUUUAUGACAAGAUUGAAAAUUCUCAAAAGAAAAAGAAUACUUCAAAUUAUUUGGAUAAUCCAUUAAGUUUUGAAGAUGAAUUGAGAGAACAAUUUAGAAGAUCACAACAAGAAAAAUCAAUUCAAUCUUUUGAUGCUGAAAUUGAUCAUUCCUUAGAAGAUUCAUACUCAAUGGGAGAUGGAUACGAAUUGGACGAUGAUUUUUUACAUCAAGAUGACGAAGAUGAUGAACCAAUUGAUCUUCCUGAACCUUCUUCAAAUAUUGAGUAUGAUGAAGAUGAUGUAUCCAAUCCAGAUGAAGAUGAUGAAGAUGAUAGAAGAAGCGAUGAAGAUGAUCUGAAUGAAUUAAAUUCAUCAACAAUGUCAAAUUAUGAUAAGGAAUUACAAUUAAAAUCCUUAAAAGAAAAACUUACAAGGAAAACGACAGAAUUAUCCGAAGAAGAAUUGAAUGAACAAUCAUCACCUAGAGCACACAGUGGUGGAGUAAAUGAUUUUCCAUCUCCAACCACAUCAGCAAGUUUAAUUUCGCCACCAAUUUCUCCCAACACUUAUUAA